Molecule: messenger RNA, 2365 nt
Organism: Uranotaenia lowii
Lineage: Eukaryota; Metazoa; Arthropoda; Insecta; Diptera; Culicidae
Product: Bardet-Biedl syndrome 7 protein-like
Exons: 4
Coding region: 59-2302 (747 amino acids)
Biological process (GO): non-motile cilium assembly; intracellular transport; intracellular protein localization
Cellular component (GO): axoneme; neuron projection; ciliary basal body
Molecular function (GO): protein binding
Source: RefSeq, a predicted model, not a curated record
GUUCAUCUAACAACGUAAGACACAAAAGUGGACCCAUUGGUCCACAAAUUCAUAAAUCAUGGAGCUGGAACUUACCCGUGUGGAUUACACUACCGUGGGGUUGACCGCAUCUAAUUGUUUGCAGCUGCUUCCGGUAUCGUUGGGCGGGGGUGGAGAAACCGUCAAUCGAGGUGGUGGUGCCAGCCGUCAACAACAGAAGGUGGUUAUUGGCGAUCAAGACGGUGUGCUGCAGGUUAUAUCGAUGAAGAAAGAUGAGCUGCAGAUCCAUUUCAAAACUUUGCCACACGAUAAAAUAGCUUCGGUUAAGUUGGGCGGCCAAAUAGGUUCGGUGGCCGAUAAGAUAUUCACGGCUUCGGAAAACAAAGUGCGUGGUUUCAACAAAAAGGGAAAGAUGUUUUUGGCAUUCGAAACCAAUCUAACAGAAAACAUCCGUUCAAUGUUUGUGAGCGGAAGUGAUCUUUUGGUCUGUGGGAAUCAUGUUUAUAACCACUACCGUGAUUGCAAAGAAAUCGGAUCAUAUCUUUGUGGGGAUGCUAUAGUCGAUGUGGCAGGACUUACUCCCAACAACACGAGUCGUCUCAUAACGAUACUAGCGUGUUCGGGACGAGUUCUUCGUAUAUUGGAGCAUUCCAGAGUACGCCAAACUUUGGAACUAGAAAGUGUUCCAACAGUGCUGCAUGUUCCGAAAGGUCUCGGCGAUAGGUUUUUGUGUGGCUUCGCCGAUGGAAAGGUUAUACUGUUCCACAAUAGUUUACUGUCUAGUGAAGUCAAGCGAGAAACUUUGGUCGAGGAUCGAGAAAAUCUUAGUGCAGUCACCACGAUCGGAACAUACGACCUGUCUGGUGAUGGAAAAGAUGAACUGAUCGUAGGUAGGCGUGAUGGAACUUUGCAGGUUUUCACGAUGAACUCGGACGAAUACCAGUUCGAGAUGGAAUGUACACAAAUCUACAGAGAAAAUUUCAAUGAAAGCAUUUCAAGCGUCCAAGGUGGGUGCGUUGGGGCGAAUAAUUAUUCUGAGAUCGUAGUCUGUACGUAUUCGGGAAGAGUUUUUGGGUUGACGACUCAGUGCAUUAGCAAGAGUCUAAGCGAUACCAACAAGGGAGGAUCUGCAGGGGCAACAGUACCGAACUCUUCUUCAAAGCUACACAAACUACGAGCUGAAAUUUACGAAUUGGAACAGGAAAUUAUCAAAGAAAGGGAACGAUAUCAGCUUUCAACGCAAGCGCUAUCAACUGGAUUGUCGGCAAUACCUAUGUUGCCAGUCAACGAUUCUUUACUUUUAUGUCAAGAAGAUGCAAUAUACAUGUUGACCAUUGAGUUACCUACGCCGAUUGAGCAUGUUCUACUACAAUGCGAUGCUCCAAUUAACUUGAUCGAUGUGGAGAAGAACUCGGCAGUCGUUAGCUUCAGCGAAUGUGAUAAAAUGAGCGGUAAUAGUUUGCUGGCUAGUUAUCGGUGCCAAUCUAACACAAAUCGAGUGGAUCUUCAGUUCCGCACUGUUGAAGGCCAGAACGGAACUCUGCAGGUCUACAUUACUCCAAACUUGCAACCAAAAUGUUGUCAACUGAAGCGUUAUCCCAUCAAACCGCUUUCACUGCACAUGAUCGUUCACAACUUGGAAGAGGAAAAACUUGGAACUAGACAGAUGAACGUACUUACCCUGCGAGGAGCAUUCAGCUUGGCCGAGAUGCACCAGUGGUUGAUUCUUAGCAUUCCAGAGAUACCGGAAAAGUUCUAUGGAACCGAUCGUGUGCGAUACGUUUUUCGACAUGUGUUUCUCAGCACACUGCUUGUUUGUGAAUAUGGGAAAGGCGAAGCCGAAUAUAAGAGCGAUAAUAUAUCAACUAUUUCGAUUUUGAAGGAUUUCAUCACCAAAGAAGCGACUAAAAAAAGAAUAAAGCUGGAAAUUGUUACCAAUAUAAAUGAACAAACGAUUCCCGCGUUGAUUGAACUCAUAGAGCCCAAAAUUUUACAUUACAACAAACUCACCAAAGAUUUUCAAAUUCUUCAAGCUUUAAUUGACUUGGACAUACGAAAUGACGAGGAGUUUUCAACACUAUCACAAGAAUAUCAGGAUUUACUAAAAAACCAACAUGCGAUUGAGUCCGAAUUCAAAAAGCAACCAACUAUAUUGAACCGUAUUUACGGAAUACUUACAGAUCUCUACAUCGACAAAUUCAAAUUCAAAGGAGUGAGCGUGAAGACAAAGCUACCACAAUUGAUCGAGUUGUUGGAGAACUACAAUCGUGAGGAUUUAGUUACAUUUUAUAGCGUUAUCAAGUCUACCGAUGAAGAGAUUUGAGACAAAGGUUUUCGGAACAAGAAAAAUAACUUAAAAUAAGAUAAUUAAUUUUUCUUAAAUAUA